AUGCCUGGUUUUGGGCUCAAUGGCGUGCUACCUGAAGGGAUUACUAACUUGACGAGCUUGGAGGAGCUCGAUCUGCACUCAGUUAAUUUGACUGGAUCAAUCCCACCAACCAUUGGGAUGCUUGUGAAGCUCCAGUGGCUGAGCCUGGAAUUCAAUAAUCUGACAGGGAGCAUCCCGCUGGAGAUUGGAAACAUGACAGAACUAGAGGCCAUAAACUUAUCGUACAACUAUUUGGAAGGGCAACUACCAGAUACCAUAUCUCGUUUGACAAAUCUCCAGUAUUUGCAUCUGGCAAGGAACCAGCUCGGAGGCCACAUCUUCCCUGAGCUUGGGAAUAGCAGCCACUUAGAGGUGAUCAAUAUUGUAAACAACAACUUCUCCGGGGUGUUCCCGCCAUCCGUUUGCAAUGGAGGAACACUAGUUUUGGCCUGGGCUAGAUACAAUGGAUUUACAAGCAUUCGCCAGCAGACCUUCCAAAACUGCACAACCCUGGUGGCCAUUGACUUCGUGGCAAACAACAUUGUUGCAGAUAUAAGGGACUAUUUUGGUGACCUUCCACUUCCAGGGGAGCUUCAGGCGAUAGCUUUCAGUCAAAACCAGCUGUAUGGCACGCUUCUGACAGACCAAGGCGAGGUAUUUAUUUGCAACCAUUCUCGUUUAUACCAUGUAGACCUAUCACACAAUUCUUUACAUGGUGGUCUCUCCAAGUGCUUCUGGGAGAUGCCAGGUUUGACAUUCAUGGAUCUGUCCAGCAACUCUUUCAGCGGUGUAGUUCCAUUUUCGAGGACAUGCCAAGAUACUCUUAAGUAUCUACACCUAGCCAAUAAUCAUUCCGAAGGAGCCUUUCCUUUGGCUCUUAAGAAAUGCAAAAGCCUUACCACUUUAGACCUUGGAGGCAAUAGUUUCUCAGGCAUGGCCGGUAUCGACUUAUCUGGAAACUCUCUAUCAGAGGAGAUCCCAAAUGGGCUCACAACCCUUGUUGGACUCAGGUACCUGAACCUUUCAGGAAAUCACCUAUCAGGUUGUAUUCCAGAAGACAUUGGCAAUCUGGUACUGCUGGAGUCCUUGGACCUUUCUGUGAACCAACUAUGGGGGGAAAUUCCUCCAAGCUUUGCAGAUUUGAAGAGCAUAAGCGCUCUGAACCUCUCGAGCAACAGUCUAUCAGGGAGGAUACCUACGGGCGAUCAGCUGCGGACACUCAUAGAUCCGUCCAUAUACAGUAAUAAUCCUGGGCUAUGCGGGGUUCCGUUGGAAGACUGUAUAAACUCCCCGACACCGACACAAACUGAAAAAAGCCUGGAUGAAGAUAGAGAGGCAUUGUGGCUGUAUUGCUUUGUGGUUGCUGGGUUCAUGUGUGGGUUCUGGCUGUACUGGGGCAUGUUCAUAUUUCGCAGCGAGACAUGGAUAUAUGCAUUCUAUCAGUAUGUGGACAACAUGCAAGCGAAGGCAGCCAAGAAGAUGUACAGCUGCAUGUCCCGCUUCCAGGCCAGCGGCUCUGAAUGA
Messenger RNA from Triticum aestivum (bread wheat), 1503 nucleotides. RefSeq names its product MDIS1-interacting receptor like kinase 2-like. Lineage: Eukaryota; Viridiplantae; Streptophyta; Magnoliopsida; Poales; Poaceae. The record is from RefSeq and is a predicted model, not a curated record. Bases 1 to 1503 code for a protein of 500 amino acids. Gene Ontology annotation, molecular function: protein binding. The transcript is spliced from 2 exons.